Messenger RNA from Polypterus senegalus (gray bichir), 3528 nucleotides. Its product is annotated as NACHT, LRR and PYD domains-containing protein 3-like. NCBI's taxonomy places the organism in Eukaryota, Metazoa, Chordata, Cladistia, Polypteriformes, Polypteridae. The transcript has 10 exons. Gene Ontology annotation, molecular function: protein binding. Gene Ontology annotation, cellular component: cytoplasm. The record is from RefSeq and is a predicted model, not a curated record. The coding region runs from base 116 to 2593 and encodes 825 amino acids.
GGAAAAUGAGAAAAGCUUCAUUGAUCUGAUCCACUGCAUUGAAGAAGCUCAGAAGAACUUGUUUGAGAGGAUCAGAGAACAAGAGAAGAGAGAAAUAGAGAAGGCUGAAAGAGUCAUGGAACAACUAGAGAAGGAGAUUGAGGAGCUGAAGAAGAGAGACACUGAGCUGAAGGAGCUUUUUGACAACAAGGAUCACGUCCACUUCAUGCAGACUUUCUCAUCUCGCUGUGUCCUUCCUGCUGAUGGAGACUCGCUCAGCUUCACUGUCACUGCUGAUUUCUCUUCUGAGGACCUGAGAAAUGAGCUGUCAUGUCUGAAAAAGAGUUUGGAGAAGAUCAGCCAGUGGGACAUCAAGACAUCGACUUCAUCAGGAAAAAAACUCUUAGAGGAGAUUGACACCAGAAACGAGCCACCUGUCCUUGACCCUCAUAUUAAAGACCUCCAUGAGACACUCAGACAAGCUGUGUCUGAAUUCACAAGAACUCUGGGGACUCAGGCUUCUCCUGGAGAUGUACAUACCACAGCUGUGGGCUUUGAGACUCGAUACACAGAGUUGGUGGCCAUUGAACAGGACCCAAGAAACCAUAAGGAGACUGAUCAUGAACUUAUGAAAACUGGAAGGAUCCAUGAAGAGCUCAUGAAGAAAGGAGAAGCAGAGAAAUGUGAGAGAAUCAGGAUUGAGCAGCUGUUUAGGAAAAGUCCUGUAAGUGUAAAUCCAGUCAACAUCAUAGUGGUCAGUGGGAUGGUGGGAAUAGGGAAGACCACCAUGGUUCAGAAGAUCAUGUAUGACUGGGCCAGAGGCACUCAGUACCAGAGGUUUGCAUUUGUGUUCCUGUUUAAAUUCAGAGAGCUUAACCUCUUAGACAAUGAGAAUGAGACACAAAUGUCACUGACCAAACUGAUUGAAAGGCACUAUAAAUAUCUCAGUAAUGAUCCACUGAAAGAUGUUCUGAAGAAUCCUGAAACUCUCCUGUUUAUAUUCGAUGGAUUGGAUGAGUACAAACACAAACUGGAUGUGACACAGAGUCAGCUUUGCUCAGACCCAGACGUUGAGGUGCCUGUCCACAUCCUGGUCACCAGUCUGGUCAGUCGGACAUUAUUGAAGGGCUGUUCAGUCCUGAUAACAAGCAGACCAACAGCCCUGGAAGCCAUGGACAUGGAAAGAGUCGAUCAGUUUGUAGAGAUCCUGGGGUUUUUCCCUGAACAAAGGCUGAUGUACUGUAAGAAGUUCUUUGGUGACACUGCUCUGGCUGCUGAGGCUUUUCAGUAUAUCGAGGAGAACACCAUCUUGUACACCAUGUGCUUCAAUCCAUCAUACUGCUGGAUGAUCUGCUCUGCACUGAAGAGCCACUUCAUGACACCUGAAAAAGUAAAAAAUGAAGCUCUGCAAGUAGGUCAGUGGCUCUGUGAGGCUCAGAAUAAGGAGUUAAUUAGAGACACCAUUGGAGAGGAUUUAAAGAUGAACUUUAGAAAGAUGACUUUAUCUGCUGUGGACUGUGCUGUGCUGGCCGCUGUCAUCAGUUGCUGUGGAGAGCUUGAAGAACUUGACCUGUCAGGCACACCUCUGACCCCUGAGAGCAUCAAGAGACUGGAGUCGGGGCUCAGCUGCUGCAGUGCAGUUCGGUUGUGGUCUUGUGGUCUCACCUCGGCCUGCUGCUCAGCUCUCUCCUCGGUCCUCUCGUCUCCAAACUCACGGCUGACAUAUCUGGACCUGACUGACAACAAGCUGGGAGAUCCAGGGGCUCAUCAGCUGAGUGAGGGGCUCAGGAGUGACAACUGUAAAUUAAAGAAACUGGAGUUGGUCUCUUGUGGUCUCACCUCGGCCUGCUGCUCAGCUCUCUCCUCGGUCCUCUCGUCUCCAAACUCACGGCUGACAUAUCUGAACCUGGACAAGAACAACCUGGGAGAUUCAGGGGCUCGUCAGCUGAAUGAGGGGCUCAGGAGUGACAACUGUAAAUUGAAGACACUGGAGUUGAUCUCUUGUGGUCUCACCUCGACCUGCUGUUCAGCUCUCUCCUCAGUCCUCUCAUCGCCAAACUCACGGCUGACAUAUCUGUGGCUGAACAGCAACAACCUGGGAGAUUCAGGGGCUCAUCAGCUGAGUGAGGGUCUCAGGAGUGACAACUGUAAAUUAAAGGCACUGGUGUUGAUCUCUUGUGGUCUCACCUCGGCCUGCUGCUCAGCUCUCUCCUCGGUCCUCUCAUCUCCAAACUCACGGCUGACAUAUCUGAUACUGUACGACAACAACCUGGGAGAUUCAGGGGCUCGUCAGCUGAGUGAGGGUCUCAGGAGUGACAACUGUAAAUUGAAGACACUGGAGUUGGACUUUUGUGGUCUCACCUCGGCCUGCUGCUCAGCUCUCUCCUCGGUCCUCUCGUCUCCAAAUUCACGGCUGACUGAACUGUGGCUGAGCGAAAACAACCUGGGAGAUUCAGGGGCUUGUCAGCUGAGUGAGGGGCUCAGGAGUGACAACUGUAAAUUAGAGAGACUGGGGCUGUCUGAUAACGGGAUCAGUGAGAGUGAGAAGAGGAACCUGAGGUCACUACAGGGGGAGCUGGGAAGGUCUGGACAACAGCUGACUAUCAGUACAUGAGAAGACCAGCAGUGGUGAUCAGACUGACCCCCUAUCAGUUACGGAGCCCCCCGUCCACUCUCCCCUAAAUUCUCCUCUUUCUUGUUUUUCUUCUCCUCUCUGCUCUGCUCCUCAUUUAAUAAACUCUCCGUGUCCCCUCAGCCUGUGUGCUCCUCCUUUAACGUAAUUUUUAUUUUUAACAACUUGAGACCCUCAACUGGUGACAAAACUAAAGCAGACUUGGACCUGCAGACCAGCCGAGUUUCACCACUAGAGGCAGUAAAGCAUUGGGGGUCAUCCUGUAAAAAGCCCCCCAAGAAGGAGCAAAGAGAAGUGGACAGUCCAGCUGUGGGGUGACAGGGGGCCUGAGGCUGUAGUGACACUGGGGACGAGGCUGAGACAAACCCUGGACAGGACGCUGGUCCACCACAGGACGCCAUCAGCGCUCGUCUCCAUCGUCACUCGGUGUCAUUUGAACCCGUGUCUGCUCCGUGUCCCACAAGUCCUGUCUGCACAUCUGCUGAUUGUCCUUUGGUGACACUUUAACUCCCACGAGGCUCAGUUUUGAUUUUGAUUUUCUUUUUUAUUCCGUCGUCUUCACUUCACCGUCCCCUCCAGUCGUGUCCUCGUAGUGAGCAGCGGCCUGAACAAGUGAGUGGUUUAAAAAUAAAGAAAAGAAAAGACGAGGAGAACAUGGAGGAGUGUGGAGAUGGGAUGGACUGGCGCCGUCCAGGGUGGGGUUCUGACUUGAUGUGGACAGAUGGCCACUGAGGGACCACCACCUGAACUGGACUGAGGGGGCUUAGAAAAUGGAUGGACAAAUAAUGGGGAAUAAACUGAACUGGGAAUUAAGAAAGAAACUGGGAAAUAAAAUAAGAGUGCGAGUGGGAUGAGGGUCUAAAGGAAACAAGUGGGGGACCCCAGCCUGAGGGUGGGCUUCUAUAGGACAGCUGGGU